Messenger RNA from Racocetra persica, 404 nucleotides. Lineage: Eukaryota; Fungi; Glomeromycota; Glomeromycetes; Diversisporales; Gigasporaceae. The record is from the annotation of a GenBank genome assembly.
GAGUAGCUAUUUACAGAGCCGGAGAAGAUGAAUUUGUAGAAUACAAAUUCAAAGCAUUUCACUCCGAAUUGAUCGAAGAAAUUUGGGAAAAAGCGAUAGCAUUAAUCAUUGGAAGAUUUGCGAUAGAAAAUGAUAAACUAAAUAUAACUAUUAAUCAGUAUGUCCCUUUAAAUAUUUCCGCACUUGGUAAUAAAGUUAUGAUUUACGAUCUCCCAGUUGCUCUGGCAUUUGGAAUAUUUACAGCACCAGUUCAAGAUCCAGCUGUAACAGAAAAUGAUCAAAGAAUAUUUAGAUUAAAAAGAGAUGUCUACAAUGGAGUAACAGGAAAUCAAUCUCAAAUAUCAAUUUUAUACAAAUACCCUCUUCAUAAUCAACACGCUAAUGUAGCAAAAGCAACAACAUGA